Molecule: messenger RNA, 4411 nt
Organism: Heteronotia binoei (common prickly gecko)
Lineage: Eukaryota; Metazoa; Chordata; Lepidosauria; Squamata; Gekkonidae
Gene: HAPSTR1
Product: HUWE1 associated protein modifying stress responses
Exons: 4
Coding region: 41-901 (286 amino acids)
Source: RefSeq, a predicted model, not a curated record
GCGAGCGAGCGAGAGAGAGGGCCUUCAGCGGGCGGGCGGCAUGGAGGAGAAGGCGGCCAAGGAGGAGGGCGAGGCCGAGAUCCAGGAGCUGCACGGGCCCGAGCACUGGUUCAGCAAGUGGGAGCGGCAGUGCCUGGCCGAGGCCGAGCAGGACGACGACGGGGCCCUCCCGCCCGAGCUGCAGGACGACGACGAGGCCGCCGCCGCCGCCGCCUCCCCGCCGCAGCCCGAGCACAAGCAGCAGAAGCUCUGGCACCUCUUCCAGAACUCCGCCACCGCCGUGGCCCAGCUCUACAAGGACCGUGUCUGCCAGCAGCCCGGCCUUUCCCUCUGGGUCCCCUUCCAGAAUGCAGCCACCGCAGUCACCAACCUCUACAAAGAAAGUGUGGAUGCCCAUCAGCGGAGCUUUGAUGUCGGAAUCCACAUUGGCUACCAGCGGCGCAAUAAGGACGUGUUGGCUUGGGUUAAAAAGCGCAGAAGAACGAUUCGCCGAGAAGACUUAAUCAGCUUCCUGUGCGGGAAAGCUCCCCCGCCCCGAAACUCUAGAGCUCCCCCAAGACUGACUGUAGUAUCCCCUAACCGAGCGACUUCGGCAGAGACGAGCUCUUCCGUCGAGGCGGAUUUGCAGCCCUUCCGGGAAGCCAUUGCUCUCCAUGGUCUGAGCGGGGCAAUGGCCAGCAUCAGCGUCCGCUCGAGCACCCCGGGCUCGCCCACCCACGUGAGCAGCGGCUCCAACGGUAGCCGGAGGAGAAACGGACUCCAUGACGUUGACUUGAACACUUUCAUAUCCGAAGAAAUGGCCCUCCACUUGGACAAUGGCGGCACUAGGAAGCGUACCUCAGCCCAGUGUGCAGACGGCAUUACGGACUCUCCGACUCAUAAACGCAAUCGUAUGAUCUAAACGGCAGAGCCCCCCCCUCCCCUCCCCCACCUCGGCCCCUCCUCCCUCCCCUGCCCGCCCCCGCCGUGCUGCUUGAAAGCCACUCCCCCUUGUCAGCGUUGCGCUGGGACAGAGAAAUACUGGCUCCCUCUUGCGGCGCCACACAAAUUUUUCAAUAAUUGCCAUAAAAAAAAAAAAAAGGAAAGCUGGUGCACCAAUCCUGGGGUUGUCUCCCCAGCUUUUCUCAAAUUUAGAUUCUGUAGCAGAGGACUUCCGAUGUCGUGUAGUGGCUCACAAGCUCAUCGCAGGCCGAACGUGCGUCCGUUCCAAGGCUAAAAGUGACCUUACUUGUACUUGCAAAGGGAAAAAAAAAGGAAAUAUCAGACUUUUAUUUGGUUAUAGAAAUGCUUUUUUUUUGUCCUUUAUUUCUUGCCAUGUUUAAAUAUUUGCUUCGACAGUAUUGCCAUCUUGACAACAGUGUCAAAACGAGAAAUAACAUGACGUGGCGUUUUAAGACCUGCGGGCUUCCUUUUUUUUUAUUAUAUAUACAUUUUGUUUUCCUUUUAAGGCUCUGCUGGGCACAGAAAUUCUAUAUAUUAAGUGUGCAAGUUUAUGAUUAGCAUUGGCCUGUGCUGUUACUUUUUUUUUUUCUUCAAGUGUCCAAAGCAGUCUGGCGGCUGUGUUGUCAAGUCACAAGGCGGGGCGGGGGUUCGAUCCAGGGCCCUGCCCCAAACUGAAAUGGAAAGGAACUUUUGUUGGGUUUGUUUGGGCCGUGGGAGAGCCCCGAUCCCUUCUUCCCCAGAGACCACCUUAAAUUGGGUUUUGCCCACCAAUUUGCCUGUCUACCCGGAGUGUCCUGUAGAGGACAGGUGGUCUUUUUUGGUCCUGCAGGUAAUGUAUAUUGUUUGAAGGAGUUUCUUGUUGUACACUUCCUGUGAAGAAAUGAUCUGUGCGGAAAGAGUGGAGGAAAAUCAGAGGGGUGGGAGGAGGUUGUUUAGUUUUUUAAAAGAAAAGGAUGUUGGAUGUGUUUGUCCACUAUGAUGGAUGUGAUUUUUGGGCUGCUCGAGGAAACUUUGCCUGAAUCGCCGAACCCCUCCGGUGCAGACUUUCCCCACGAGGCUGAAGCUAGCUGUGGGGGAGGGGGGUCCCCAGAAGUGCCACAUGAGAAAUGCCCCCUGGAGAGGUCUCGUCAGGUACCGGAGAGAUCAAACCGCUUUGUGGAAAUCUCAGGUUCACCGUAGCCUGGAGAGGAAGCCUGAAAAGAUGGCAAAGGGUGCUCCGUGCUAUGAACUCAAAACCAAGAUUCCUGAAUGUACCAGACGCUCUUAAUGUCAAAAUACUUGGUGCACCUGUAGGCGAAAUAAACCUUGACUCGCUAUCCUCUGGUGGACGAGGUUUGUUGAGGCCAGCUCUGUGCGAGAGCUCGCGUUUCUCCGCCUGCCGCGGAAGAAGAACCCAGCUGCAGAAGAGCGGCUCGGCUGCACCCAAGACCCAGGUUCCGUUUUCCCUGCCGUUGCCGAAUCUCGGCCCGCCUCCUCUCUCUAGAUGCUUGAGCUGGUUUUCGGCCUCGGCUUGAACGUCAGCUGACCAGGCCGGCUAGAGCACGGCAGGUAGCGGUGGUGAAGGGCUAGCUGAAAACCCAUUUUUGCCCUUUGGGGCAGGCGGGCGCAGAUCUUCCUUGUCGGCAGCAGGUUUCCCUGUUCUAUUUGAACUGGGUCUCUUGCGAUGAAAAAGAACUCUCCGUCGGCCUCAAACCAUCUGCAGAGGAAGAAGCAGGGAGUCCAAAACAGGAAGCCCUCAGGUUCCGGGCCAUGUAGCCUCGGGAUGCCCCAGAGCUUUGGGUUCUUUCCCCUGCCCCCCCCCCAUCAGAAGCGUCUGGGUUGCAAGGCCAGCCGUUUGGCCAACUGAGAAUGUGCCCUUCAAGAGGCGUCUUGCUCCCCCCCCCGCCCCGGUAGAGCUUUUGAAGCAUCUGCUUAAGUAGCUUCUGGAGUCCCUGAAACACGUUUGUGGUGCUGUAGCUGCAGGUUGACAGUUCACAAAACCAUGUUGGCUUCCCCCCCCCCUCCCCCAAGCCCAGUCUUGAAGAAGUCUGAUCUGGCGUAGCCUCAGUCGAACGCCAAGGAUUGCCAACGCGCAUACAGUUUGUGGCCUCGAGGGCCACCAGGCCGACUUCUGUGGGAGAUUUCGUUUCCUUUUGCGUGCCGCCUAGAACUGCUGUCCGGCCUUCUGAGAUUUUUGCACUUAACGGCCGGCACGCCCGGCAGGGCCUCAAAGUCACAGCAACAAAUAGACAUGAUCUUCUCCAGUCGAACUUCGUAGCUAGCAUAGGAGGGGGCUUAAACCCAGAAACGCAAACCGUGGCCAGGCCAGACGCUGUGCCUCGGUACCAACUUGGCCCGGAAUGGACAGACGGGCACGCAGUGAUGACAAUGUUUGCCGCUCCCGUGCCCCCUCCCCCCCCCGCCCCCCCGAAUCGAAUUAGUAGGAGUAUGUUUGUACAGAAUUAGUAGGAGUAUGUUUGCUUUAUGCAACUCCACUGAGCGCUGGCCAGGAUCAAUCCUCGGCGGGGUUGGACUCGCUGCUCCAAGGUGAACGGAACGGGCCCCGGCCUGUGAUGCUGGACGGGGAGGACUUGGGGGUGUUUUUUUUGGUCCGUGGCUGAAUUAAAACUCCCGAAAGAGAUCACCCCAGCGCUUGACGCAGAGUUUCCCCUUCCGACGUAGGAAAUACUAAAAGUUCUUCACUAAUGCUUUGAUGCUUUGCUUUUGGCCUAACUCCUUUGGACAAAAGUUCCUCCGGUGUUUGCUUAUUUUUUUUUUAUUUUUUAACCCUCCCAGGUGCCAUUUUUCUUCCGGUUAAGAGAAGAGCGAGCUUUUGAUACUCUAGCUGCACUAAUGGGAUGUGUGCGUGUGUGUGUGUGCUCGCGCGCGUCAUAAGCAAAAUUUCUUUCUGACAGCUUUUUUUUUUUUGUCAACUCGUGCAGCCCUCCCCCCUGACUUUGACUUUACGGGGGAGUUUCCCCCGCUCCCUUGAGUGGGCGGUGGGUGACGUCCGUGUUUUCAGGGUAGCAGAUUUCCGUCGGUCACCCUCCAACUGUGACUUUGGAAAGGCUUCUGUUAAGACAUGUGCGUUGAGCUUUGGGGGGUCGGGCUGGAAUGGCGGGGGGGGGGGGGUUGUUUCUGUUUUCAUUUUGAGUUGGGUGAAUGCCUACUUUGGUGACCUUCCUCUUCUCCCCCUUUCCCCCCCCCCCCCGGUGUAAACCAAACUUAACAUGAAUGUGGGGAAGAUAUUACAGAUAAUAUAUCCUGCAUUGACGCUGAGCUUGGCUUGCAUAUUAUUAAAAAUUCAAUUUAAAUAUUAAAAAAAAAACACUUGAGCUAUAGUGAAGUAAUGCAAAAGCUGACUUUUCUUCCCCCCCCCCCCUCCCUUUGUCUGAAACUGAACUCCUGCAAUUCCUCAAAUGUGACUUACCUGCUGGAGAAAUAGAUACCUUUUUAAAACCCUAAUAAAACACAAAAUUUAAAAAAAAAA